AAGAAGACGCGAAGUUGAGUGACAUUAAAUCGUGUUAGCAAGUCGUGGGAAAAUAACGUGGUGUUUCUCACGGCACAAUUAAGCAACGCACAGGUCUGCGUUGCAGGUCAGUCACAUGUACUGGCUGUACUGUUGUCGGGUGCAGGUCGAUCGCUGUCACUGCUCCUGGAAUUGGGUCUAAAGGCACCUCUGAGGUUCCUCAUCCUUGGAAUAGGCUCCUGAAGCCCCUCCCAGGGCGAUGGGAUCCAUGGUUCUUGGAGGGGCUGCCUGACUGGUGUUUUUUUUUUAAUCAUGAUUUUAAUUUGGGUUUUGUCAUAUUUAACACAGGAGAACUGUACGAUUGUAUCACAAGUGGAAUUAUUUUUGAGAAGUAGAAGAUGUUUAAGCUCGUCCUGGGACGAUCUGGCUUUUUGUCUUGUGUUGUUUCCCCUGCACACCUGGCCCGUGAAUCACCUGCGAGCUUUGUGCCAUGCCGGGCUGCCGUGCCGCCGCGAAUCUCUCGUGUCGGACGUGGCACCAUGAAUCAGCCAUGAAUCAUCGCACAGCUGUCCCUGGUGAACGCUGCUUUUAUUGCUGGCAGCCCCGGGGGCAGUCCGCCCUUCUUUGGGUCGAGGGUGGAAAUUUGGGAAGUUCUGGCCGUAACUGUGAUGUUUUCCUGGGACAUUGUUGACAUACCCUGGUUUAACGGAUUUAAUGAUGUUUAGAAAUGCGAUCUUGUAUAUUCUAGAUAAUUGUGUCUGGUGUAUGUCAACGCGGGAUAAACAGAAAUGGUUUGGUUCCGGAAGCUUCUGCACACUCUGCUGAGGAGAGACACUCCCUCUGACUGAGAGCAUAAUGGAGCUGUCAGAGAGGAUACACACCCUUAGGGGGAAAUGAGGGGAGGGUUGUCUGGGCAAACAUGAGGGAAAGUCGGAGAAAUGGCACCCUUGCCUGCCUGAAAUGAGAGGCUGCUGGCUAAUGAGCGAGCCGUUGGCUAGGUCACGUGUUGCCGUGGUUUCAGUGGGUGGGGUUGCAGGUGAUCUCUCAGCAGGGAGUGUACUUUGACUCAUUCCUGUGGCUACACCCACUGCUGUGAGCAGACCUGCUUAUCCCUGUGUCCGCUCCACGUAAAUCGACCGUUCGGCACUGUGGUGAGCGAGUGCGGCAGAUUGCCACUGUUACCUUGCGAAAGGACUGAUCGCGCCCUCCUUCAGCGAGACCAGCUGACAUGAGCAGCAGCUACUCGGUGACCCUCCCUGGCCCCGCCCCCUGGGGCUUCCGGCUGCAGGGGGGGAAAGACUUCUGCAUGCCCCUCACUGUCUCCAAGCUGACAGACGGCGGGAAGGCGGCAGUGGCGGGCAUCGCAGUGGGAGACAUGGUGGUGUCUAUUGAAGGGCACGCCACCGUUGGCAUGACUCAUCUGGAAGCCCAGAACAAGAUCAAGGCCUGUGUGGGGAACCUCAGCCUCGCCUUGCAGAGGGUCUCCGGUGUGUUGAAAGUGGCCCCAGCGGCGAAGGAGGAACCUCAGGAGAUCAUUAAACCGGUUCCUGUCAGCCACCCUCCUGCGGCCACCGACACCAGCAGCCCGGCUGCAGGCUUCGCCUACAACAAGACGGCCCGGCCUUUUGGUGGGGGGGCCUCUGUGAGCCCAGCUCCUUUCUCAUCUGCACCCAAAGUGGCUUCAAUCCCAUCAGCCUCUUCUGCCUUUACCCCUGCUGCCCCUAACCCCGCCCCUGCCCCCACCUCCACCCCAUCACCCCAGCCCCCAUUCCCCAUUGGUGGUACUGCAUCUCGUCCUGCCGCAUCACUGAGCUCCAGCCAGAAGCCCAGCCCCGGUCGCUCCACUGUCCCCCCUCCUGCCAGCACCUCUGGCCCUGUGGCCCCCCAGCCAUCAGUGUACAACACGCCAAUCAACCUGUACUCCAAUGAGAAUGCCUGUGAGGUGGCUUUGGGACAGAGGCGGGGCCUACUGGACAAGCAGGGCGGAGCCGAGCACCUGAAUGGGGCCCCGCGGAAGCCCGUGCCGGACCUGAAGGUGGAGCCCCCGCACGGCCCGCCCCCGUGCGACGUGGGGAAGAAGCGCCUGGUGGAGGAUACAGAGGACUGGCACGCCCGCAGCGGCACAUCCCAGUCACGCUCCUUCCGCAUGCUGGCCCAGAUAACCGGCACCGAAAAAGGCACGGAGAACAUUGCUGUAAAGAAUGAGACAGUGGUCGAGCCCCAACCCAGCACCCACCAUUCUUCUGCGUCAAAGGUUAUGACCAAAGCCCCUGCUGGCACCUCGCGGAGCAGCCCUGCUGGAGCGGCGCCGGGCUUCAAGGGUCUGGCAGCCUCCAAAGGUGUUGCUGAGAAGGGUCAGGUCACGACCCUCCCUGGACGUGUCGGCCCCGGGGCUCCGAAGGGCCCAGUGUCGGACCACCCUGUCCCCCAACCACACCCCAAGGACCAGGACUCACUGGUGCAGCAGGCCGAGCACAUGCCUGCGGGCACACGUACGCCCAUGUGUGCCAAAUGCAACAAGGUCAUCAGGGGCCCCUUCUUGGUUGCCAUGGGGAAGUCGUGGCACCCCGAGGAGUUUAACUGUGCACAUUGCCACACGUCUCUGGCUGAGGUGGGCUUCGUGGAGGAGCGCGGGUCCAACUACUGCGCCCACUGUUACGAGGAGUUCCUGGCCCCAGUGUGCACCCGCUGCCGGCAGAAGAUCCUGGGGGAAGUGAUCAAUGCUCUGAAGCAGACGUGGCACGUACGCUGCUUCCUGUGUGUGUCCUGUCAGCAGCCCAUCCGUAACAACACUUUCCAUCUGGAGGAUGGGGAGCCGUACUGCGAGCGGGACUAUUACAACCUCUUUGGUACAACCUGCCAUGGCUGCGAUUUCCCCAUCGAGGCUGGAGAUAAGUUCCUGGAAGCUCUGGGAUUCACCUGGCAUGACACCUGCUUCGUGUGUGCGGUGUGCAGCACGAGUCUGGAGGGUCAGACCUUCUUCUCCAAAAAGGACAAGCCCCUGUGUAAGAAUCACGCCCACACGGUCAAGAUCUGAAGCUCACCAGCGAUCAGGAAGCUUGCCGACGGGAGACUGGAAAAAUCUUCACCCUUUUCACAAUUUUUUGCUUUUUCGGUUUCGAUUUUGGUUGCUUUUGGUUUAGGGUGAUACUUCAUGUGUUUGCUAAUUCUGCUGUUGAUUUUGGCUGCGGAGAUUGACGUCAAGCCAUUGUACGCGUUUCUGUAAUCACAAUAAACCUUUCCUUUUGUGGAGUCA
This is a messenger RNA of Brienomyrus brachyistius, 3235 nucleotides long. RefSeq names its product PDZ and LIM domain 5b (gene pdlim5b). The transcript is spliced from 13 exons. Bases 1208 to 3016 code for a protein of 602 amino acids. NCBI's taxonomy places the organism in Eukaryota, Metazoa, Chordata, Actinopteri, Osteoglossiformes, Mormyridae. Gene Ontology annotation, cellular component: adherens junction; Z disc; stress fiber. The record is from RefSeq and is a predicted model, not a curated record. Gene Ontology annotation, molecular function: actin binding; muscle alpha-actinin binding. Gene Ontology annotation, biological process: actin cytoskeleton organization; heart development; muscle structure development.